Molecule: messenger RNA, 1346 nt
Organism: Vigna umbellata (rice bean)
Lineage: Eukaryota; Viridiplantae; Streptophyta; Magnoliopsida; Fabales; Fabaceae
Source: RefSeq, a predicted model, not a curated record
AAAAAAAAACAAAGGGGCAGCAAGCAUCCUAGUAUUGUUAUCUGCAAUGGCAGUUGCUCCUCUUCGUCUCCGCUAUCUCUUCCCAAACCACACAAACCUCAACUUCUCUCUUUUCAAACCCAAUGUGUUGUCACUCACAUCAUUUUCCCUCUCUCCUAUUUCUUCUUCUUCUUCUUCUCUUUCUCAAAAACAAUAUCUUCCUCUCCAUUCCUGCAGGUGCUCCUCCAUCGCCCCCGUCUCCACAACCACCUACGAGUUUUCCGAUGGUUCUGCAGAGGUGGAGUUAAGACUAAAAAUAGGAGGUUUGGAUAUUCGAAGCUCCAGAGACAUAUCAGUUGAUACACACGAUACUUCAUUAGCUAUCAGAGUGUUGCGGCAAGGAGCUCCCAUCACACUUAUAGAAACUAAUCCUCUUUUUGAUAGGAUUAAAUCCUCUGAAACAAUAUGGUAUAUAGAUGAUGACGAACUUGUCAUGAACUGCAAGAAACAGGACCCGGAUUUGAAAUGGCCUGACAUCAUGGAGUCGUGGGAAUCACUUGCUGCAGGAUCUUCACAAAUCUUGCAAGGAACAUCAAUAUAUCUUGUUGGUGAUUCAACAGAAAUCAACCAAAAAGUGGCUCAAGAGCUGGCAACUGGUCUAGGGUACACACCACUUAGCACAAAAGAGUUAAUGGAAACAUAUACCAAGCAGACUGUGGAUUCAUGGCUGCUUGCCGAAGGCUCUGACUCAGUAGCAGAAGCAGAAAGUACUGUACUAGAAAGCAUAAGUAGUCAUGCUAGGGCAGUGAUUGCAACAUUAGGAGGGCAACAUGGUGCUUCUGGAAGAGCUAAUAAAUGGCAACAUCUUUAUGCAGGAUUUACUGUCUGGUUGUCACAGACCGAAGCACUAGAUGAGGAUUCUGCAAGGGAGGAGACCCACAAAAGUGUCAAAGAUGGCAGAAUUUCAUACACAAAUGCAGAUGUAGUUGUUAAGCUACAAGGCUGGGAUCCUGCUUAUGCCAAAAGUGUAGCACAAGCAUGUUUAAGUGCCCUUAAACAGUUAAUCCUGUCAGACAAGAAACUUCCAGGUAAAAAAAAGCCUCUACAUAAGAUUGGGAUGUCGUGGUGAUUGGCCAAAUGUCAAACCCCCUGGUUGGGAUCCAUCAAGUGAAGGUAACACAACUCUUGGCACUCAUUGAUGAUGCUUGAAAUUGGUGAGUAACAUGUAAUUUGUUUAUACAAGUUUGUCUACCACAAAGGUAACACAAGUGAUAGAUUCUGUUGUUCAUGCUGUUAUUCUAGUCACUUUAGUUUGAUAACUAUGUGAUGGAUGGUGUAACAUAAUUAAGGGCUUGUUGGUUGCAAAA